CGAAGGAACUGUGAAGGAUCAGGAGCGGAAUGCGAAGAUUCGGCAGACGAAGAGGGAUCAGGAGAGGAUGUUGCAGGAGGCUAGGGGGGAGGUUGAGAGGUUGAGGCAGACUUGAGUUUGUUUUAUGUUAUUUCGUCUUCUUUUCGUUAUGGGAAUUGUGGAAAGGAAAAAGACUUCAUGGCCAAUUAUGUAUCAUAGCAUCUUGUUUUUAGAUUUAUGUAUUUCUGGGAAUCUCUCGUUCUUAUGGAUUGGCCGGGGCAUGGAAUGGGCCGUUACGAAGCAGUGUGGGUAUAUCGUGGACCAUAUUCAAACCAUAUUCAAACCAUACCAAGCAAGCAAGCACAUAUCCUCUCAUGUUCAACAAGUAACUAUUUAAUUUCAAAUUUUGAACAUCCUUAAAUCCACAAGACUCCUAUCC
Aspergillus glaucus CBS 516.65 is the source of this 418-nucleotide messenger RNA. RefSeq lists its product as uncharacterized. The record is from RefSeq and is a predicted model, not a curated record. Lineage: Eukaryota; Fungi; Ascomycota; Eurotiomycetes; Eurotiales; Aspergillaceae. The transcript is spliced from 2 exons. Bases 125 to 376 code for a protein of 83 amino acids.